Styela clava is the source of this 2512-nucleotide messenger RNA. The record is from RefSeq and is a predicted model, not a curated record. Lineage: Eukaryota; Metazoa; Chordata; Ascidiacea; Stolidobranchia; Styelidae.
UGUUGAAAUUGUUAAAAUUCCACAAAUCAUCAUCGAGUCCCCAAUCGAGAUGUUCAGUUUUACAGUGGAUGAACGAGGCUGCAAUGUAUCUUCUCCUAUUGUAAGCUACAUUUUGCACCUGGUGCCACAGAAGAAUCUAUAACUAUUAGGAUGCAACCGGAGUACGACAUAACGACUACCAUUCGUGGAAAAAUGUUCAUCUCCCCUAUCAUAAACUUCACCUCGGAAAACAAAAUGUUGUUCCAAAAAAAUGUGAUGGUAUCAAUUCAUACAACUUAUACUGCUGCAGAUUCUGACAAAAAGAUUCCAGUACAGGUAAUCUGGAGAAGAGAUUCCCAAACACCAUUUAAGAAUCACAUUCAAAAAUUGGAUCAUGGCAAUGAGAGAUUUAUAACCUUUGAAUGCAAACAUUUUUGUGGUUACAGCAUUGUAGCAGAUGAGACCCAGUUUCAAAACAUGCAAAGACAUUACUAUUCUGCGGCUUACGUUCGACAACCCAGAAACCAGGAAACUCGCUUCUUACACUGGUUGAUAUUUGAAGAUUGUCCUCACGCAAAGGCAGACAACAGGCAAUAUCUUUGCGAAAGAGACACCGUGAUUGAUCCAGAAGGAUUUGCAAUCAGAUACAACUACAAUUUACAACUCCGCAUGAAUUGCGAAAGCGUCCAAAUUCAUGCCAAUAAUCAACGCCCAAACCUAGUGGAGAAGUGGGGUUCAAGGUUCACAGAGUCCUAUCAAUUCAAAAUCAUGAAAUGCCAGGAAGUGGAUGAUUCACCCAUUGAAUACGAAAUCAUGGCCAUGCAUUGCCAAAAUCAUGCUACGUAUCAGGUUAUACAAAAGCACUUUUAUAUGGAAUGGCUCUAUGAAGCACUUGCUCCUAAUGUAGUUGUUAACGCACACGAUAGUUCAACUGGACUUUCGAUCAACAAUCCAACAUGUGGCAGAGAUUUUCACCACCAAAUAAGUCGAGCAUCAUCGGGAUAUGAAUCAGUUUCUCGAUCACCAUCUGUACCCGCUCUUUCGAUUCAUGAAGAAUUUAGCCAUUCAUCAGUGGAGAAUGAGCAACCACCGGUACAACAAGAGGAUGCUGAUGAUAUAAUGGUCACGGAUUACGACGUGGAUGAUGCAAGUAUUGCUACUGUACCAAAAUCAGAAGCUACUAUAAGUGAAGAUGAUGGCGGUUUCGCUAGUCUCUCCAACGAAAGUCAAAGUUUUUCUUUGUCCCCAUUAGCCCAAAGCACCCCAAAUUCUACCCGAGUUGAGACAAUCGCAAAGGAAGAUCGUGAUUCUAUGAUGUGUGAUGAGAAAGGGUUUUCUAAUAGCUAGAUAUUAGCUGUUUCCAUGUGCCAUGUAUUUGUAUUUUAUUAAACAUCGGCCAAGGAAACUGAAAAUCAAACUCAUAACUCAAAGCGCCUCAUGUUCGCCAUGUGAUAAUUCGGUAAUUUAACUUUAGUUCACCGAAUUCAAACAGCCAACCUACAAACUGGUUUUACAUAUUCUUUUGUUCCAUUUCAUGUAGCGAAAAUGAGGUUAUUGUAUGUUUUUACUAGUAGUGUAAGAACUACUGAAUAUAACAAUUUGUAGCUUUUAUUCACUAAUGUCAAAUUUGUCACGUACUACAAUGGAAAUGACAAUAUUCUCUGGCUGUCGAGCUCAAAAUAAUAAUGUGUGUGGAAGGGGUAGGCGUUAGUUCGAGUCAAAAUUUCAUCAACAUUGUUUUUGCAUAUUUAAUUAUUGUAUAUGGUUCUUGGUAGUUUCUAAUAUAUAUUCACUAAAUUAAUUCCUUUGUUAAGGUAGCUUUUUAUAAACAUAAUAUGUUCCAUUUAUUAAAACUUGAAAUUUUGAUUAUAUAAAUACUAGGAAUUUUAUUGGUCUAUAAAAAAAAGUUAUGUAUUGCAAAUACCAGACAUAGAAAAAAUAUUUUGAUUUUACGAAAUGUUUAAAUAUCUAUAUUAUUCGUUUUCAUCAAAUGCCUUAAAUUUUGAUUGAUUGAUUUUGAAUGGUAUAUUAUUCAUCACAAUUAUGAUAGAUUUUUAAAUUAAUAAAUAUUUUUUCCUGGCUUUAUCAUGUGAUCAUUUGAAUUUUAAAAUAUUCUUAUCAAUAUUCUAUUCUGUAAAAUUUCACAUAAAUAAUGAACUUUGUUGCGAAACUUAUUCACAACCUUCGCUCUGAACAAAUUCACUACCAACUUCUUCUGAUAUCGAACAAUAUGUGAGAGGCUUCUACUAUUGGUAAGGCCUUGAAUCUUACUGAUUCACUAAAUUUAUUACACUCUGGGUAAGGUGAGGGGCACAGGAUUUGAUUAUGAGAUCAAUCCGUAGGCCAUCAUAUAUUUGUGAAUUUUGCAGAAAAUACUGUGAUUGUAGAAUCUUGGAAAACAUGUUUUUGACAGGACUUUGGCCUAUAAUUUCGAUUGAUAUAAAGAGCAUUGAUCCAUAUACAUCAGCAUUUUUUUAUUGCAAAUAUUCAUCAACAUAAUAAUUAUAUUACACAUUCGAAAGUUCAGGUUGUG